AAAGCACAAAGCAAUCCAAACAUAUUUGGGUGCAGGCACUGUAUUCAUCUAUCAACCAAAACAUUCUUCCCAGAACUGCUCCUCCUUCCAUGUCCAUAAAAAAGCAUUCCCUGCGGGACUUUGGACCUUCUACAGUUCAAUACACAUAUUUCUCCACUUCACAGCUGUUCAUUUGCUUGCUUCAAGAAAGAGAAACAUUCUCUCCAUCCAGCAUCACCGCUUGUGUAGUAUAACCCAUCAUUCAGCAUUACAAAGCACAUACAUAAUAGAUAACCAACAAACAUGGCAGGAGAACCUAUGAUCCUGGCAUAGUUGUACCCUAAAAUAAUACGUCAUCUCUGCCAAGUCUGGAGAGCCAUUUAAUCAUCUAGUUUGGGGGAGAAAAUGUGUGACCCUCCAGAGGCUGGACGGCAAUUCCCAUCAGCCAUGGAAAACAUAGCUGAUGGUAUGAGAUGAUGAGAAUCCCAGCCCAGCAUUUGGAGUCCCACAAUCCUUAUCACUAUUUGCGUUUGUUCUAGAACCAGAGUCUGCAUCAUCACAAAGAACUGGUGGUUCAAGCACAGAAUUCUAGAUCUUUGCUUUUUCCUCACACAAGAAUUCAGUUACACAGCUUCUCUCCUCAAAUGGGUAAUCUGCUCAGAGGCUCCUUCAGGAGGGACAACAAGUUGUCAAAGGAACCAAAUAGAAGAUGGACAAAAAACACAGCACUGAACAAAGAUUUUGAACAGAGGCUAAACAUACCCAGUCAAGAAAUAGAAGGAUGUUCUUCAAGUGGAUAUCGAAGAACUAAAGAUAAUGAAACGGAUAUGAUGCACCGUAAACCAAUUGAUGACUUUAACCUUUUUAAAGCUGUAAAACCUUGCAUCCCUCCUCUUCACUGCGCUAUACUGACUGGAUGUCAUCACAUCAUACCAGACUUGCUGAAGUGUGGGGCAGAAAUAAAUGGCAGAGGCCACUUUGGCGAAACUGCUCUCCAUCUGGCUUGUGAAUUGCUCAACCAAGAGGCCAUUGAAAUUUUACUCCACUGUGGAGCCAACAUAAAUCUCACAACAUUGGAAACAAAAAAAACGCCACUCCAUAUAGCAGUCUGGUCUUUCCCUUGGAAGGCUGGGAUCAUCUUAGGAGCAAUUAGCAGAUGUGUUGAGCUACUGCUAUUCAAUGGAGCAAAUGUACACAUGAAAGACUCGAAAGGACAAGAAGCUAUUCACUAUGCUUGCCAAAAUGGCAGAGAUAAUAUAAUUAUGCUUCUUUACAAUUAUGGGGCAGACAUGAACUCUUUAACUGAGCAGGAGGAGUCUCCGCUUUUUUUUUUCUUUGAAAAAGUAAGCAAUUUAAGGAAGGUAAAUGUACUGAAGAAACUGCUAAGCCUAUCAUAUCCUUUGAAACUGAUUAAUCGCGAGGGCCGUCUCCCCAAAGCACUUAGCCAUCCCAGAUGUAAACGGCUGAAAAACAUGCUCAGGAGAGAGGCUUUAAAAGUCUGGUCCUUACAGGAUAUUUGCAAAUUCAACGUCAGGAACAUAUAUAGAGGAACUACAAAAUACUCGCUGAUAGAGACCAUUCCUACCCAGUUGUGGAAUUCCAUAUUCAUCUAUGAAGAAUAUUCAUAUGCUUCAAGAAUAAAAGAUUAUUUUGCUUAAAGUACAAUACUCAUUUUAGAACAUCAUUUUACCAGAGGAGCAGAAAUGGGAUUCCAUGUUGCUAGCAAAAUAAAUUAAUGUA
Messenger RNA from Sceloporus undulatus (fence lizard), 1719 nucleotides. It is a transcript of the gene ANKRD61, whose product is annotated as ankyrin repeat domain 61. The record is from RefSeq and is a predicted model, not a curated record. The transcript is spliced from 3 exons. Gene Ontology annotation, molecular function: protein binding. Bases 624 to 1637 code for a protein of 337 amino acids. NCBI's taxonomy places the organism in Eukaryota, Metazoa, Chordata, Lepidosauria, Squamata, Phrynosomatidae.